Lethenteron reissneri (Far Eastern brook lamprey) is the source of this 3582-nucleotide messenger RNA. RefSeq names its product gamma-interferon-inducible lysosomal thiol reductase-like. Gene Ontology annotation, molecular function: oxidoreductase activity, acting on a sulfur group of donors, disulfide as acceptor. Lineage: Eukaryota; Metazoa; Chordata; Hyperoartia; Petromyzontiformes; Petromyzontidae. Gene Ontology annotation, cellular component: lysosome. The record is from RefSeq and is a predicted model, not a curated record.
GCGGGUAGGUGAGCGGGCAGGUGAGUGAGAGGGUUAGAGAGUGUGUGAGUGGAUGGGUGAGUGAGUGGGCGGGUAGGUGGGUGAGUGAAUGGGUGAGUGGCUGUGUGUGUGUGUGUGGGAGAGGUGGUGUAGACUUGUAGUGGUUAGCGCGCUGCGCUACAAACCUGGCGACCCGCGUUAGAUUCUCGCUCACGGCCAACAUCAGUGACGAUUAUCUGAACCGGUCCCGGGCCUCCCCUAGGUCGACUCAGCCUCAAAUGAGUACCUGGUGCGGUGCGUAAAAACAUCGCCACUGGGGAGACUUCAUUAGGUGCUCGCUAACAGCACUUGCCCCAACAGUGUCGAAGCUAUCCGGGGGAUCUUUGUCUUUGGGUGUGUGGCUGAGGGAGUUUCCAGCACCGGCACCCACCCAAUAAUUGGGCUUCCUCAACAUCUGAUGCGUCGUUUUUAAUCAAUUAAUUGCAUUCAGUCGCACGCAAUUGGUUUAUAUUUGCCCCGCUGGGCAAUAUUUUAUCCCUUGCAAGUCAGUGGGCGUUAGGCGAACAGCAGCUAGCAAGCAAGGCAUUUCAGCAAUAUGCGUGCAGAGAGUUGCUUCAUCGAGGAGUCGCGUCUCUGUCAAUAGUUGGUUUACCAUUGAGAAGUUGUUGUAAGUACUUGCUCCGACGAAGGAACCGUUUGUCUCGGCAACACGAAGUUGCUUUCAACAAAAAGGCCGCUUAAUUGAAUCAACAAAGCACUAUAAUCUCGAACGCGACGUUGAUUGAACAACGAAACGUUGCUUUAACAAAACGCGCGUGCGACCCACCAAAAAGUCGCCUCAACUCCGUCCACAAAAGUUGACAUCGACGGUGAAUUGAUUCAACACCGCUUGCACCGACUUAGCACAAUUGUUUUAACAACACGAGUUUAGUUCGGCACAGAGUCGUGUCGACACCGCAGGUUGUUUCAACGGGCCACACAAAGUUGCUUCAACAACAACAACAACUUCAACCACAACUACAACCACAGCUAUGGGCCCUCUCGGCCUGGUCGCCUUGGCCGCCCUGGCCCAGCUCGCCUUCUGCUCCAAGCUCAGCAACGAGUUCAACUCUUGCGACGCCACUCCGCGACGCAUGUGCGAAGCCUCCAAGGACUCGUGCGAGCCCAGGUGCACGGGCUCCGCUCCUGUCCUCCUCGAUGUCUACAUGGAGUCGCUGUGCCCAGACUGCCGGGAUUUCUUCAGGGGCCAGCUCUACGGCACGUGGCUGCUGUUGGGAGACAUCAUGAACAUCACAUUGGUGCCGUACGGCAACGCCAGGGAGCAGUCGGCAGGAGACCAGUGGAACUUCACUUGCCAGCACGGCCCGAAUGAAUGCAAGGGGAACAUGCUGCAGGCAUGUCUGAUCUACUACUUGCCGAAUAGCGAUGAUCAUAUCCCAAUCUUCAAUUGCAUGGAGUCUGCUGCUAAUCCCAUUACAGCUGCCCAGCAGUGUACAGCCAUGCUGGCUCCCAAGCAGAACUGGCAGUCGGUAGAGAAGUGUGCCAGUGGCCCCCUGGGAAAUAGACUGAUGCACAAAAACGCCCAACGCACAGACGCCCUCCGCCCUGAACACCAAUACGUGCCCUGGAUCGUCUUCAAUGGGGAGCACACGGAGACGCUUCAGAAUAAGGCUGAGACUGCCCUGCUUGCCCUUGUGUGCGGCGCUUACAAGGGCCAGUUGCCAGCGGUGUGUGGGAAGUGAAUUGAAGCAGACUGGCCCCACAGUCUCCUGGCGCCAUCCACUGGUGCCAAAAAUUAUUUUGACUGCAAUGUCUUUGUUUAUGCUUUGUAAAUAGUAAUCGAUAGCAAGUUAACAAAUUGUUGAUUUGCUUUCAAGUUUAACCAAUCUGAAUGAUCAAUUGUGUCGGAGAACCCCCCUCCCUUCAUAAUACCAAACUGGAUUAUUGCCAAGUGCCUUAGUUGGAGUGGCGAGUUGAAUGUGAGCCAUUGCAGAUGUCUGUGUGUAUGAUAUGUGUGCCCAGUGAAACCUGGGUAAAUCACAAGUUAGUUGGGUGACCUUAAGAUUUAGGAGGGGGACGUACGGUAAAAUUUAUACCAUUCGAAAAAAAAGGGAUCUUUGGCCUUUAAUCACAUCUUAAGUGCUAUUUGAUUCUUAGUGGUUGCUAAUUGUAAUUGGACAAUAAAAUAUUUAUCCAAACCUCAUCUGCAUAUGUAAAUAGAUGUUCUGUUACAAUGAAGUUGUUCUUUGGAGGCUCGAAAGGCACUUUUAGUGGAGCUGGUCAAUAAAUCACUCCGUUUAUACUUUAGUUAUCAGUUCCUGCCUUGUGUGUCAACGUUGCUAGUAAUAGUCAGAUCUUGCGCUGGGUAGAGUAACAAACAUCGCUUGUCACUACAUGCAGCUGAUGUUUGAAUUUCACAAUGAUAGCUAACGAGCUAGCCUCCCUUCAACCUUUUAGAAGUAAAAAGGUGUCAUAGGAAUGCAGAUGUGAAUUGUCAUGAUUGCUGUUAUUACAUUAUGAUUCGAAGUUGAUGUUAAGAUAAAUUGUAGAGGUGCAGACCAUGAAAACUUUGUGUGGUGCUGUACUUAAAAUAAAGUUUCCACAAACCUUUGCGACGCCUUGACACCUGCCUGCGACUUCGUUGCCAUGCGGUAAAAAAAUCCAACGCGCAGGUUUUUUUCAGCCAAUAUGAUCGAUAGUUUUUUGGGUUAAGCCGCAUAAUGAUUUGGCCAAAUUUGUGACGUUAAGACCCUCCAACACCCGACAUAGGCAAACAAUGGAAUUGUUACGUCUGCAAAGAUGGAACGUCCCAAUUGUUUCUGCUCACAGCUCUGUUCAUCCUUAUCAACACAAAUUUAGAAACUGGUCACGACGUUUUGCUUGAAGCUACGUCAAGCAUCGGUAAAAGUUACAAGAGGCCAAUAUAAAUCUUUGGAACUCAAGACCAACUUGUGUGGCUACGUUGUGGGCAACAAAAGGCCGUGUAGUUUACAUGCUCUUUUCAAACAUCCCAGGAAAUGUUUUUCCCAGACACUAGUUUCCUCCCACACACUAAAACAGAAAUGGCCAAAUAUCCUACACAGAAUAUUCCAAAUAUUAUUCUUGAAUUGUCAGGCUUUACUGGGUAAACAAAUGCAUUGUUGAUAGAAGUAAAACCAACUUUUUUUUUUACAUGUGAAGUUGAACACUUAAAGUACUUGCAAGUUAAGGGUUGCUCAAUCUGUGAAGGUCUUAGUCGGACUGUCAACUUUGCAGUUGGCCGGGUAAAAUAGGAUUUUCUUCUCCAAAUCUGCAGUUGUCUGCAGGAGCAUCUGCUGUAUAUCGCAAUGUAAACAAUGCCUUUAACAUGUACAUCAGUGAAUCCAUAAUUUGUUGAAUCUUUAUGGUGUCUCAACAUUAAAAUCUGGGUAACUGCAAAACAUUGUGUUUUACUAAAAUCGUAUAAAAGGGACAGUCCUUUAUGAUCUAAUAGUGCCGUGUUUUAAUGUGGAACCACAACUUAAGUGCAUUGUGGUUCAAAUUCGUGAUCGAUCGCCAAAUAUUGCAACGUUAUACCUGUUUAAUUCAAAUUGCCAAAUAUUAAAUAUUCCACAUUUCAUUCAA